This is a messenger RNA of Chrysochloris asiatica (Cape golden mole), 993 nucleotides long. Its product is annotated as UDP-glucuronic acid decarboxylase 1-like. The record is from RefSeq and is a predicted model, not a curated record. Bases 1 to 993 code for a protein of 330 amino acids. Gene Ontology annotation, biological process: D-xylose metabolic process. Gene Ontology annotation, cellular component: cytoplasm. Gene Ontology annotation, molecular function: UDP-glucuronate decarboxylase activity; NAD+ binding. NCBI's taxonomy places the organism in Eukaryota, Metazoa, Chordata, Mammalia, Afrosoricida, Chrysochloridae. The transcript has 14 exons.
AUGGUGAGCAAGGCGCUGCUGCGCCUGGUGUCUGCCAUCAACCGCAGGAGGAUGAAGCUGCUGCUAGUUAUCGCCGUGGUCGCCUACGUUGCCUCUGUUUGGGGCAACUUGGUUAAUAUGAGGUCUAUCCAGGAAAAUGGUGAACUAAAAAUUGAGAGCAAGAUUGAAGAGAUUGUUGAGCCAUUAAGAGAGAAAAUCAGAGACUUAGAAAAAAGCUUUACCCAGAAAUACCCGCCAGUAAAAUUUUUAUCAGAAAAGGACCGUAAGCGAAUUUUGAUCACUGGAGGUGCAGGGUUUGUGGGUUCUCACCUAACAGACAAACUAAUGAUGGAUGGCCACGAGGUGACAGUGGUGGACAACUUCUUCACAGGCAGAAAGAGAAAUGUGGAGCACUGGAUUGGCCACGAAAAUUUUGAACUCAUUAACCAUGAUGUUGUAGAACCUCUCUACAUUGAAGGGCUGGCAAAACGAGUCGGCGCACGUCUUCUCCUGGCCUCCACCUCUGAGGUGUAUGGAGACAGCUUUCUGGUCGUUGGCCUCUCAACCGUGGGCCAAGCCCUCUACCAUGCUCCAGAAGGAGUUGAAGUGCGAGUGGCAAGGAUCUUCAACACAUUCGGACCACGUAUGCACAUGAAUGACGGGCGGGUUGUCAGCAACUUCAUCCUGCAGGCCCUCCAGGGGGAGCCGCUCACGGUGUAUGGUUCUGGAUCUCAGACGAGGGCGUUCCAGUAUGUGAGUGAUCUCGUCAAUGGGCUUGUGGCUCUGAUGAACAGCAAUGUCAGCAGUCCUGUCAACCUGGGGAACCCAGAAGAGCACACGAUCCUAGAAUUUGCUCAGUUAAUUAAAAACCUUGUUGGUAGUGGAAGUGAAAUUCAGUUUCUUUCCGAAGCCCAGGAUGACCCACAGAAGAGAAAACCAGACAUUAAGAAAGCAAAGCUGAUGCUGGGCUGGGAGCCUGUGACAAGCCACAGUGUCUUUGGCCAUCAAGAUUAG